CACACACAUACACAGCAGCAGCAGCAAACAGCACACAACACGCACAGCACGCACCCGACACAUUCUCCCCCACAUUGUUUGGUUGCCGGAGCUGGUUUUGUUUCGUCGUCUGCUUGCUUGUUCUGCUUGCUUGUUCUGCUUGCUUCUUCUGCGUCGACGACGACAUUUCUCCUCCCUCUUUUCCCUUCUCUGCACUCCCUCUUUCUCACCUCUCCGCCAUCCUCUCCCAUUCCCACCUCUCGUUGCUGUGAAGCGCUCGCUCGUGGACGCAAGAGUCUCCUCCACGCGUGUGCAUCUGGCUGUGUUCCAGCAGCUACUCAUUGAUUCGUCUCGCCUACUCCCCCACACACUUCCCCUUCCUUGCCUCCCCCCCCCUUGUUCCUGUCCCGCGACCCACAUAUCUGCUUCCUUCCUUCCUUUCUUCUUCCCUUCCAUUUGCAAUGCGCGCAACAACGAAGGCCAAGCGGCGAGAGCUGGCUGCAGCCAGCAGCAUGGGCGGCAGCGACGGCGAUCGCGGCUCCUCCAUCGUGCAGAUGCCAAACCCGCAGUUUGCCAUGGAGAAGCAGAUGAUCGUCUCCCGCCAGCAGGGCGGGCCAUACACCAUUGACGAGCUUGAGGAGAACUACGACUACAGCGAGCUCUGCCUGUGCACGCCCUUCAAGUUCUUCCUGUUCCUGCUCCUCAUCGCCGGCCUCGUGCUCGCCGGGCUGUAUGGCGACGGCGUCCUUGGCCCCAAGAAGUCGCAAUCCAGCGGCAGCAACGGCAUCUACACCACCUCCUUCCUCACCACCUUCAUGCCCGACAACGACGACGCCCCCGAUUCCAGUUCCACGGAGAGCCCAUACGCCUUCCGCGACGUGCUACCGGAUCCCUUGCCCAUUGUAACCAGGAAAACCUCGGAGUGCUCCCCCAACGCUUGCGUGCUGCCAGACUGCGGGUGCAUCGGCCAGACAACACCGCCGCGCGACCUCCCCGUGGCAGAUGUGCCGCAGAUUGUCAUGCUCACCUUCGACGACGCCAUCAACAACGAGGUCUACCCGUACUACGAGCGCCUCUUCCGCAACCGCAAGAACCCCAACAACUGCCCCAUCACGUCCACCUUCUUCGUCUCCCACCGCUUCACAAACUACCGCCUCGUCCAGAGCCUCUACCACGACAGGCACGAGAUUGCGUCCCACACCAUCAGCCACACCCACACGGACGCGUGGGAGGAGGAGAUUCUCGGGCAGCGCGAAAUCAUCCGCAACUUUGCCUUUGUUCCCUCCAACCAGGUGACGGGCUUCCGCGCGCCCUUCCUGCAGCCCGGUGGCGACCAGCAGUUCAUUGCGCUCGCCCGCAACGGCUUCAACCGCGACUCAACCCUCAUUGAGAAGGACUUCACCAACCCGCCGCUGUACCCGUACACGCUGGACUGGGUCAAGUCCACCACGUGUGUUGUUGAGCCGUGCCCGGCCCAGUACUCGUACCAAGGCCUGUGGGAAUUUCCCGUCACGCAGUGGGAGUCCGUCGACGGCUCCGUUCGCUACGGGAUGGCUGACGAGUAUGCGCCACCCACAAAGAAGGCUGCGCUGCAGUACUUCCGCCACAACUUCAACCGCCACUUCAACGAGAACCGCGCCCCUUUCAACAUGUACAUGCACGCGUCGUGGUUCGACAACUACCCGCACGUGCUCGAGGCGCUGGACGAGUUUAUCGACGAGCUGUUGCGACACGACGAAGUGUACAUGGUGUCCCAGGCGCAGGCCCUCGACUGGAUGCACACGCCCGUCUCGCUGGACCGCGUGUUCAAGCUGGACUCGUGGCAGUGCGACACAGAGGUGGAAGGCCCCCCGCCCUGCACAGCCGCAGAGGCAAAGAAAUGCGUGUUCCAAGACCCUGUCACGGGCAACCCCAUCACGCUCGAGACGUGCGCAGAGGAGUGCCCAAAGAAGUUCCCCUGGGUCGGAAACCCAGCUGGCGAAAAGAACUGAGAGGGUGACAGUGUUAGUGCUGCUGAUGAUGAUGCUGGUGUUGUGCCGUUGUACGACAUUGGGCAUUUGUCACACACGCACGCACACAACGCUGUCAUGUGACAUCCGGUGCCGUGUGACAAUCGGGUGGAAUGGGUUGAUGUUCCCCCUCUUCCCCCAGCACGACGUACAGUCUAAACCACCAUCUGCAUUCACCAUUUGCGUUCGACACUGCUGCCGUAUUGUGAUUUUCUGAUUGAGAGCUGGCUUUGGGGGGGGGGGGGGAAGAGAGUCGGUGAAAACAGAGCGAGAGUGAUGUUUCCUUUUAGAUGCGCGUGUCAGGCGUCAACACGCGUCGUGGCUGCUGUGUGUCGCCCCUUGUUUCUCUAUUGAUUCUUCAGUUGUUGCUUGCUUGAUUGUACUGAAAUGCACGCAUGUGUGUUGUGUGAUGUGAUGUGUUUGUGAUGUUGUGUGAUGUGUAUGUGAUGUUUCGACCUUACGCGACAGCGAGACGGUAUCUCGGUGUUGGUCUUGUGUCUGUGUGUCUGUGUGUCUGUGUGCGUUGAAAACGAAAGUACGCGAGGCAUAGAGGCAUGUUGCUCUGCUCUUCGCAAGUAAAAGGACCGCCAAACAAAGCCA
This is a messenger RNA of Salpingoeca rosetta, 2588 nucleotides long. RefSeq names its product serpentine-PB. Gene Ontology annotation, molecular function: hydrolase activity, acting on carbon-nitrogen (but not peptide) bonds. Bases 441 to 1970 code for a protein of 509 amino acids. Gene Ontology annotation, biological process: carbohydrate metabolic process. Lineage: Eukaryota; Choanoflagellata; Craspedida; Salpingoecidae. The record is from RefSeq and is a predicted model, not a curated record. The transcript is spliced from 5 exons.